Messenger RNA from Mucor velutinosus, 570 nucleotides. RefSeq lists its product as uncharacterized. The record is from RefSeq and is a predicted model, not a curated record. The transcript has a single exon. NCBI's taxonomy places the organism in Eukaryota, Fungi, Mucoromycota, Mucoromycetes, Mucorales, Mucoraceae. The coding region runs from base 1 to 570 and encodes 189 amino acids.
AUGCUGUAUCGUAUUAUUCAAAAAGCAACCUUGCCUACCACCCGCCGUCUUAUUUUCAACACAUGCCGUAUCCAGGUUCAACGUAAUCUCUACCUGACUAUCUCUAAAAGCAGCAUCCACACAAGCGCAAAGCAAAUGUUUGCUUCAUCUCAUGACUGGCGACAAACACCUGCGCCUCAACAUCCGCUCAUUGACAAGAUCCAGCAACACCCUCACAUCAUGCAACAGCUGGUUGAUUUUACCCAAUUACUCCAGACCAAAGGCGUGGAUGUAUCUGGCAAACAGCCUAGUUUUAUGCAGGUCAUGAAGGUCAUGAAUGACCCAGACAUCAAGGAAAAGGUGCAAAAGUUGGCCCAGGACAUGCAAGCUGCUGGUAUCCAGCUGGACAUGCAAACCAUUCAAGAGCUUCAAUCUAAUUUCUCCAACAUGUCAGCAACUGCAACUCCAGAAUCCACUUACACUGAAGAAUCAAUCAACGAAAAGCAAGAGCAACAACAGCAAAAGGAGGAAAAGGAGCAUGGCAGAAAGCGCGGUGUCAUGAAUAGAGUCAAGGGAUUGUUCAAGAAAUAA